Messenger RNA from Cydia splendana, 1830 nucleotides. Its product is annotated as luciferin 4-monooxygenase-like. NCBI's taxonomy places the organism in Eukaryota, Metazoa, Arthropoda, Insecta, Lepidoptera, Tortricidae. The transcript is spliced from 11 exons. Gene Ontology annotation, biological process: long-chain fatty acid metabolic process; fatty-acyl-CoA biosynthetic process. The record is from RefSeq and is a predicted model, not a curated record. Bases 28 to 1623 code for a protein of 531 amino acids. Gene Ontology annotation, molecular function: long-chain fatty acid-CoA ligase activity.
UUCUAUACGAGUGUAUAAUAAAAAAUCAUGAGUGAAACGUCGAAAAAAGUACCAGCGAACAGUCAGAAUAACGAGAAUUAUCACUUGGGACAUCUUUUUAGAGACUGCAUGCUUAAGGAUCCAGAUGCUAUCUGUCAGAUAGACGCAGCAACAGGCGAAGAGGAAACCAGACGGUCGGUUCUCACUCGCGCCACGACCCUGGCCAAAUGUCUGCGGACCCUGGGCCUGAAGCCGGGCGACGUGCUCGCGCUGGGCGGGGACAACCAUCUGGACCUCCACAUGCCGUUCUACUCCGCCCUUAUGAACGGGUAUCCUAUCAGUGGUGUUGACCCCUUUUUCAAAUUUGACGAAAUCAAACAGCUGUUCAAGCAAAUUGAGCCAAAGAGCGCCUUUUGCCAGCAGUCUUCAUACCAGGACUACAGAAGAGCUGUGGAGGAGCUGGGCUUGGACACGAGGAUAGUCACGUUUGAUGGCAGCGGGAACACGAUGACCAAAUUGAUACAACAGUAUCAUGACAGCGACCAAUCUAUAGAUGAUUUUCAGGUAGCCGACUUCGACACGGAUAAAGUGUUUGCGUUUGUAGUGGCCACUAGUGGGUCCACUGGGUACCCGAAAGUUGCAGCCAUAAAGCAUCACCCCAUCAUCAAGGUCAUCAAAAUGUAUGAAGCGGUGCACACUUCAAAAACUUUAAAGCCUGCUCUGAAUUUGUCAGCCAUUCAGUGGGUGUCAGCCUACUUCAAUGCGAUUUGCAUGCCCGCACAGAACCAGAUCAAGGUCCAGACCUCGGCGCCUGCUACUGCAGAACAUGUUAUUGACAUUAUCAAUAAAUAUAGGCCAAUAGUGUUGAUGAGCACGCCCUCGAUCCUGCACCGCAUCCUGCAGUACGAGAAACCCUGUGACCUGACCUGCUUUGACACCAUCGUCCUCGGUGGAGCUUGUGUUCAGAAAGACCUCCUCGUCGAUCUAAAGGCAGCACUUCGACCAGAUGCGGUAGUGACAGAGGCAUACGGGCAGACAGAGUGCACGGGCCCCGUGCUGCGGCCGGCGCCCGAGGGUCCGCUUGGGAACUGCGGCGUCGAAACACCCCAUAAUAAAGUCAAGCUAGUAGAUCCGGUUACGGGAGAAACAAUAACGGAACCCAACGUUCCCGGAGAGCUCUGGACCAAAGGACCCCGGUUCACUGAGUAUUAUAAGAACCCGGAAGAGACAGCAAAGGCGAUAACGCCCGACGGCUGGUACAAGACGGGCGACCUACUGCGGAGAGACGAGAACGGAUUCUUCUUCUUCGUGGAGAGAUUGAAGAUGCUCGUCAAGUUCCGCUCUUACCAUGUCGUCCCUAUGGAAUUAGAAGAGGUGAUACAGAAACAUGAUGGCGUCCUGGAGGCGUGUGUGACCAGCUUGGAACACCCCGUGGACGGGGAGUGGCCGGUGGCGGUGGUCGUGAGGAAACCCGGGGCUACAGUCACUGCUCAGGAGAUUCAGGACCUGGUAGCAAGUAAACUGUCGGAGCACAAGCAACUGCGCGGCGGCGUGGUAUUCGUGGACGAGCUGCCGAUGACGUCCAACGGUAAGGUCGCCAAGGCCAAAGUGAAACAACUGGCCAGGGAGGCCCAACAGAUAUGAAUUUACUUAAAAGACGGUCUUCACAUUGGACGCGGUUUCGCACGCCGCUGCGGUGGGCAAGCUGGACAUCUCUAUAUUCUCUUAAUACAAAUAACCAGCUACCCUGGUAUUAGGGCAUUUCUAUUUAAAGUUGUACCCCCAACUUGCAUUUUAGAUUUUGGAAUUUUUAUGUUAUUUCCACUCAGAAUCCCUCCAGCUCUUUCGAUU